Messenger RNA from Archocentrus centrarchus (flier cichlid), 1202 nucleotides. RefSeq names its product bMERB domain containing 1 (gene bmerb1). The transcript is spliced from 6 exons. Gene Ontology annotation, biological process: negative regulation of microtubule depolymerization. Gene Ontology annotation, cellular component: microtubule cytoskeleton. The coding region runs from base 167 to 757 and encodes 196 amino acids. The record is from RefSeq and is a predicted model, not a curated record. Lineage: Eukaryota; Metazoa; Chordata; Actinopteri; Cichliformes; Cichlidae.
GUCAAAGGACUUGAAAGCUCGGAUAAAGAUGCUCAACGUCUCUGGUCGCCGGAACCUUGUCACCGGGUGAAACUGAGUUAUCUGGAGGGUCACACACACACACACAGAAGAGACGCAGAAGGGACCGCAUUGUUUCUCGGUUUCGGCGCGCGUGCACUCCACCGACAUGGAACUGAAGAAAUCUAUAUCGGACACCGAGCGCGCGCUCAGGAGCUACGGAGCCGUGUCGGAAACGGCAUGGACAACGGACAAAGGUCACUCGGAUGUGUCCAUGGCAGAGAGCACGAUGUCUCCAGAGGAGAUCGAGGUGGAGAUGGCUCGUAUCCAGCGCCUGCGGGAAGUCCUGGUGCGCAGAGAGUCAGAGCUGCGCUUCAUGAUGGAUGACAUUCAGCUCUGCAAAGACAUCAUGAGUUUAAAGCAGGAGCUAAGGCAGAUUGUCGCAGUACCAGAGAAAGAAAAAAACAAGAAGCACAGGCAGCGAGAAGAGGAACUGAUCCUGAAGAUCCAUAAACUGGUGCAGAAGAGGGAUUUCUUGGUCGACGAUGCAGAGGUGGAGAGAUUAAGACUAAGAUGUGGCUGUUCUGUACCUCAGGGAGCAAGAGGAGGACAAAGAGAUGGCGGAGUUCCUCAGGCUGAAGCUGAUGCCUCUGGAACAGAAGCUCAAAGUCACACAGAAUCCUCCAAAGCCCAAGAGACAAAUCCCCGAGCCACCUCCCAACAAACCAUCCAUCACCAAGUCAGGAGCGGCCAUCAUUAAGGACUGCUGCGGAGCCACCCAGUGUGCUGUAAUGUAACUGACACAAACCUGUUUAUGGCCCCAACCCUGUGUCAGACAACACACUUCUAUGACAUAACAUACAUCACUUCCUGUUACUCAGAGAACCACAGUCAACCACGAAACUGUUCAGGAAUCAGAUUCAUAGCUUAGUUGCAAGAGUUUCGGAGCUGAUCCCUGGUCAGUAUUUAAGGGAAACUUUUAUAGUAAGGAGCUUUUAACCAAGUGAGCGAAUGAAAUAGAGAAAGGAAGCUGUGAAGAGGACUGUAAAUAAAAACUACGAUAAAUGUGUUGAUUUAUUUAUUCGGUUCAUUUUCAGAUCAGUUCAUUCCAUCAUGACAUUUCUUUAAGAUGGCUAAACGAUCCGUGAUGAUGCGUCUCAUCUGCAGAACUACAAGCACAAUGUCCACAAAGUGAGCUCGGGGGG